Molecule: messenger RNA, 1821 nt
Organism: Patiria miniata (bat star)
Lineage: Eukaryota; Metazoa; Echinodermata; Asteroidea; Valvatida; Asterinidae
Exons: 5
Coding region: 1-1527 (508 amino acids)
Source: RefSeq, a predicted model, not a curated record
AUGUCUUAUUUGAUUUCUCGUUUGUCACAAUCGGUACAACCAGAUCGCGGUCGUCGAGAUAACCCAUCCCGCAGAUGUUUUUCGUACAAACCAGGGAACUGUGACGAGGCCCCACGGGAGGACGACUGUGCUUGUAUUACUGAUGACGGCAUAAUACAAAUAGGUUAUGGACCCCGGGGCAAGGGCGAAGGCAAACCACCUGAUGCUCCCAUCGGCGAUUUCUGUUCUUCGUACUCAACGUACAAUGGUUUGGUGUCUUUCACUCAACGCCCGUGUCCAACAACCGCACCCACAAUAACCACCUCGAUCCCACUGUCCUCGCCCUCGUCAGAUGUAACAUCAACCACAGCCCGGGUCGAUGGGACGGGGGACGCGGUAAUGUCCACACCCGUCAGGAAUCCAAAUGUCUACACAUCUCUGCAACUAACGACGCAGGAAUCGUCAGUGGCAGUGACGGAUGGAAAUGAAGUCUAUUCCUCGCCUACACACGAUCCAACCGAUGAGGGCGCACCAAAGAUAAACGUUAUAACCUGGCUGCUGCCUGCACUUGCUGCUGGACUGGUAAUAAUUAUCGCAUUGGUGGCGCUGCUUAUGUACAUCAGACGAAGACGAAACUUGCGAAGAUCCCAUCAAUUGGAUUGUCUGUCACACAGUCGAUCUGAUAAAGUGAACAGUCGUGUACUUUUCUCUGCCUCUCCAGCCAACAUCUCGCAAGGAGGGAUGAACGAUGAGGGUGAUGACGUCAUGCCGUCAGGUGCCCAGCGGAUACCGUUGCUCACCUCCUCUGCUAACGGUACCAAUCUAGACGACGGUCACGAACGACCAAGAGAAGUCGCAAUGAGGCGGCGAUCAGAUGCUGCGGAAUCGACCGACAGUAUUGAGUCUAGGAACCGCGCGAGUCAACCGUCAUUACGUGAUUACGAAGAGGUUCCUGACCGCAAUAGUUCAGGGCUAUCAUCAAAUUACAUUUAUGAUUACGCCGCAAUUGACAACUUACCUGUAAGCACAGGAGUUAAUUUGGGAUCCCACAACAAAUCCCCUCCAAAUCAAAGCAACCAUGAACCCCCAAUGGUGCACCCCGCCCCACCUGCUACUGACCCAGGUAGACCCGAUUCUAAAUACGAUGACGUUGUUGUUGGAAAUAAUUCCGAUCAGCUCGUUGUUGAUGUAGAGCAAGAUCGGGCUUAUGUGAACCAAAAGGUCUUUGCAAAGCGUCGUUUGGGUAAAGAUAAGCAAGCUCCAAAACGGAGCGUUGCUGGAACGAAUUAUCCACCAUCUGACCGGAGCCAGCAACCUGUGCGUUCGUUCAUAACUGCCAGAGAUCCCCCAGUCCCUACCGAUGAUGCCUACGCCUAUGUAGAGAUCCCCUUUAAUACCAUUCCUAGUCCCUGUGACUCCCCACCAGCGUGUGCCGAGGGCGCAGUACCGACACAAAGCCCGCUGUGUGACGGGGGCUAUCAGGCUUUGAAUCCGGCCGGGCUUGAGGGAGAAAAUAAGUAUACACCCCUGAUUCUUGAAAAAGAAUGACCCAUGACCCAUUCCUUAACACCACGUUGGCUUAAUAAAAGGCUGAGGGUUGGGAACGAUCAUGGGGUUUUCAUGGUUGCUCUUGUUUUCAAUUUUCACUUGAAGGAAAACCAGAUUGCAAGUCGGGAAUUGGUGACAAACAAGACAUAGCUCUUGGGUGUAAUUUAGGUUAUUGUAUACACAAAGCUUGCACGACUGGGUUUCAUUGAAGAUCAUCAAUAACAAAGGUAUUAAAGACGUUAAAGAAUACUUAAGGAGUGUUAAGAUUCCUGAAACUGUAUCAAUAGUUAUUUC